AUGCAGGGUGAGAAGACUCCUAGAACUGGAGGCAUUGGCGUGAAAAGACCAGGCCCAAGCCUACGAGUUUUCAAGAUCACGCUUUUAAAGGAAAGAGAUAACAUGUUGGGAAUUUUAGGCAGAAAGACUGCUGGUCUUUCUCCGGCUAUGAGAAUACGUCCGGGCGUCGGCGUUGAGAUUUAUUCGUCUGCAGCUAAGAGGCAUGCUGUUUUACCUCCUAAAAUAACUGAAUUAUUGAUUUUGUGGAGGCAGAUCAAUGUUGGGGAAUAUCAGGGUGCUUACAGUUUAGACUUUCUUCUUGAGCAGAUAAUCUUUAUUCUCUGUGUUUUUUCAAGGCCAGCAAUAUAUCCAAGGGCUUUUGGACAGCUGGUUUCACUGGAUUGGAGUUGGGCUGCUUACUAUGGUCUCAAGCCUGUUUGGGAGUUUAUGACGUUUAACUUCGCCAUGCAGCUUGGUAGCCUCUUGCCCUGGUUGAAAGUACUGUCUCCGUAUAGUUCAGAAGAUGCCCGUGGACUGCUAAAAGCCGCUAUAAGGGAUCCCGAUCCUGUGUUUUCUUUCCUCGAAAAUGAGUUGCUGUAA
Molecule: messenger RNA, 579 nt
Organism: Pistacia vera
Lineage: Eukaryota; Viridiplantae; Streptophyta; Magnoliopsida; Sapindales; Anacardiaceae
Product: pyruvate dehydrogenase E1 component subunit beta-1, mitochondrial-like
Exons: 8
Coding region: 1-579 (192 amino acids)
Biological process (GO): pyruvate decarboxylation to acetyl-CoA
Molecular function (GO): pyruvate dehydrogenase (acetyl-transferring) activity
Source: RefSeq, a predicted model, not a curated record